This is a messenger RNA of Syzygium oleosum, 505 nucleotides long. Its product is annotated as signaling peptide TAXIMIN 1-like. The coding region runs from base 91 to 342 and encodes 83 amino acids. Lineage: Eukaryota; Viridiplantae; Streptophyta; Magnoliopsida; Myrtales; Myrtaceae. The record is from RefSeq and is a predicted model, not a curated record. The transcript has 2 exons.
AGUAAGCUUUCCGAGAGCCCACGGCGAAGAAUUCAAGCUCACCCAGAAGACGAAUUUGGCUCAGAGCGAAGUCGAAGAAGGCCGGCCAUCAUGUGCUGCUGCUGCUGCGACGAUGAGGAGGGCUGCGAAUGCCGGCCUCUUGGGUUCCUCCUGGGCCUCCCCUUCGCGUUCCUCUCGCUCAUCCUGUCCCUCGUCGGCAUCGUGAUCUGGAUCAUCGGACUGCCCUUGUCCUGCAUCUGCCCCUGCUGCUUCUGCAUCACGGUGGCGGUCGAGUUCGCUCUGGCCUUGAUCAAGGCUCCUAUUCUGGUCAUGAAGUGGUUCACCUCCAAGAUCCCCUGUUGAUACACAUAUGAUCUCGAACGUUUUUGUUGUCGUCGUCGUCAUCAUACAUUCGAGCUCGCUGCUCGAGAAAGACUGAUAGUUCGAAUUGAUUCAUUCGUGCGAAUUUCCGGUACAUACAUCGCUUCGCCGCGCAUUUAUUUGAUUUGCUAGAUCUUUCUUCUAA